AUGGCUACCCCUAAGGACGAGCCCUUCACAGCAUCGGUUCUUGCCUCCUUUGGCCCCGGUGCUCCAGCGCGAGCCAAAGAGAUUUUGACGGCGUUGAUUCGCCAUCUCCAUGCAGCCUGUCGAGAAGUCAAUCUCACGACGGAUGAGCUUUACAUGGGAUUGGAUGCGCUCAAUCGUGCGGGCCAGAUGAGCGACGCAAAACGUAACGAGAUGUUGCUGGUAUCUGAUUGCCUUGGCGUGGAAGCACUUGUGGACCGAAUCACCCACAAGACUUUGGCAGAAGAUUCGACAACCGAUUCCUGCAUCCUGGGCCCCUUUUACCGAGCAGACGCACCCCUCUAUGAGAAUGGCGCCAGCAUCAUUCAGCAGUAUCUGGGAGGUGAUGUUGGUUGGUUUCAUGGACGCGUUCUCGACGCGGAUUCCGGAAAGCCCAUAGCUGGCGCCAAGUUGAACGUAUGGGAAUGCGCGGCCAAUGGCUUGUACGACCAACAGGAUCCGAGCCAACCUGACGGAAACAUGCGCGGUAUCUUCACAUCUGACUGGGAAGGCCACUUUAGCUUUUACUGCAUCAAGCCGGUUCCCUACCCGAUCCCAUAUGAUGGGCCGGCAGGAGAUAUCCUGGAGCUCAUGGACCGCUCGCCGUUUCGGGCAGCGCACAUACAUUUCAUGGUGGAGAGCAAGGGCCAUCGCCGGCUUGUUACGCAAGUCUUCCCAAGUGACGACAAGUACCUCGAACACGAUUCGGUGUAUGCGGUACAAGACGACCUUAUCAUUCAGUUCGGGCCCCCAAGCGAGAAGGCCUUGAAGGGACGAGGCGUACCAAACUUGGACAUCCCUGUCAAAUGGGAGGUGGAAUAUGACUUCCGGAUCCAGAAGCACUAG
Molecule: messenger RNA, 882 nt
Organism: Capronia coronata CBS 617.96
Lineage: Eukaryota; Fungi; Ascomycota; Eurotiomycetes; Chaetothyriales; Herpotrichiellaceae
Exons: 3
Coding region: 1-882 (293 amino acids)
Biological process (GO): catechol-containing compound metabolic process
Molecular function (GO): catechol 1,2-dioxygenase activity; ferric iron binding
Source: RefSeq, a predicted model, not a curated record